This is a messenger RNA of Corythoichthys intestinalis (scribbled pipefish), 4465 nucleotides long. It is a transcript of the gene gabrb3, whose product is annotated as gamma-aminobutyric acid type A receptor subunit beta3. The coding region runs from base 743 to 2182 and encodes 479 amino acids. The record is from RefSeq and is a predicted model, not a curated record. NCBI's taxonomy places the organism in Eukaryota, Metazoa, Chordata, Actinopteri, Syngnathiformes, Syngnathidae. Gene Ontology annotation, cellular component: GABA-A receptor complex; plasma membrane; neuron projection. Gene Ontology annotation, molecular function: neurotransmitter receptor activity; extracellular ligand-gated monoatomic ion channel activity; chloride channel activity. The transcript is spliced from 9 exons. Gene Ontology annotation, biological process: chloride transmembrane transport; nervous system process; signal transduction.
CUUUUUUUUUUAAUUGAAGCCAUUUUUUUGAUUGAAUAACAAAGACACAAAUCUACCUCCAUAUGGCUCCGCCCAGGGGAUACAAUUUGUGACUGGGGUAACUACAUUGGCACGACACCGGCGGGCGUACCAUAUUCAAUGGAUGACGAUCUUGGCGAAAAGUAUUGCCUAGGACGCCUGAUUUAGAAUUCCCCUCAAGAAUGAUGGGAAACAAAAAACUGAAUAUUCUUGUAAAUUAAUUUUAUUGCUGACACUGCGUUUCGGGGUCAUCAACAUGUUGUGCCCCCCCUGCCCCAAAAGUCAAAUUCCGCCUAUGAUCGCAUUUUGUGAGAUCACCGUUAUCGUGAGCCUUGUAUCGCAAAUCGUAUCGGGAGGUACCCAGAGGUUCCCACCUUUUGUAAAUGGAGCCCCCGCGCGCACAAUUCUUCCACUCAUUAGCGCUCCCCAACCACCCACUUUAAUCAGGACUCGGUUUGAAGCGAGCAAGGGUGUUAUUUGAGGUGACAAGCUGCCAAAAAGGAGGAAGAAGUACGGCGUGGGACGCCGUGGAUUGAUGGCGCGUUCAGGCAUGUGUCGUCGUGUGGGUGAAGUCUCACCUGAUUUAGUGGCGCUCGACGGGGAGGGAGAAGAUGAACGACUGAGGGAGAGAAGGCUGGUGGGGGCAGGAACGACCGUACGCGGCGUGGCGAGGGGGCGAAGCGCCGACUUCCACCCCGUCACAAAGCUUAUCUAAACCGGGAGGAUGAGCGUGCUGCGGGCGGCGUGCUGGAGGCACUGCUGGCCGCUGGUUGUGCUCGGGAUGUGCGCAUGCGCCAGUGUUAAAGAGCCUGGCAACAUGUCAUUCGUCAAAGACACAGUGGAUAAACUUUUAAAAGGAUAUGAUAUUCGUCUCAGGCCAGACUUUGGAGGUGCCCCUGUGGCGGUUGGCAUGAGCAUAGACGUGGCUAGCAUAGACAUGGUGUCCGAAGUGAAUAUGGACUACACGCUGACUAUGUAUUUCCAGCAGUACUGGAGGGACAAGAGGCUGGCCUACUUGGGCAUUCCCCUCAACCUAACCCUGGACAAUCGGGUAGCGGACCAGCUGUGGGUGCCCGAUACCUACUUCCUCAAUGAUAAGAAGUCCUUUGUGCAUGGCGUCACUGUGAAAAACCGCAUGAUUCGUCUGCACCCAGACGGGACCGUUCUUUACGGCCUCAGAAUCACCACGACGGCCGCUUGCAUGAUGGACCUGAGGCGAUACCCGCUGGACGAACAGAACUGCACGCUGGAGAUUGAGAGCUAUGGCUACACGACGGACGACAUCGAGUUUUAUUGGAAAGGCGGCGACACGGCAGUGACGGGUGUGACGCGCAUAGAGCUCCCGCAGUUCUCCAUUGUGGACUACAAGCUGGUUUCCAGAAAUGUGGUAUUUUCCACAGGUGCCUACCCUCGACUGUCUCUAAGCUUCAAGCUGAAGAGGAACAUCGGCUACUUCAUCCUGCAGACGUAUAUGCCCUCCAUCCUGAUCACCAUCCUGUCCUGGGUCUCCUUCUGGAUCAACUACGACGCCUCGGCCGCCAGAGUCGCUUUAGGCAUCACCACUGUGCUGACUAUGACCACCAUCAACACGCACCUGAGGGAGACGUUGCCCAAGAUCCCGUACGUGAAGGCCAUCGACAUGUACCUGAUGGGUUGCUUCGUCUUUGUCUUCCUGGCCUUGCUGGAGUACGCCUUCGUCAACUACAUCUUCUUCGGGCGGGGCCCGCGCAUGCAGAAGAAGCUGGCCGAGCGGGCGCAGAAGGCAAACAACGACCGGGCCGCUUUCGACCGGCCCAAGGCCGACUCUCAGGGGAACAUCCUGCUGACCACCCUUGAGAUCCACAACGAGGUGGGCGGCCACGCCAUCACCAGCACCACCCGCAGCAGCACCAGCAGCAGCCUGUACGACGCCACGCGCAACUCCACCCCCGUCCCGCUGGACAACUCCUCGGGGGUCCAGUACAGACGGAGCAGCGGGCGGGCCGCCCGUCCCCUAGGUGGCCCGGAUGUGAGGCGGAGCCGCCUGAGGAGGCGAUCGUCGCAGCUGAAAAUCAAAAUCCCAGACCUGACGGACGUGAACGCCAUCGAUCGCUGGUCCCGUUUCAUCUUCCCCUUCUCAUUUUCCUUCUUUAAUGUCGUCUACUGGCUCUACUACGUCAAUUAAUGUAUAUGUGUGUGCACCUCGUUGAACUCUGACGUAUCUCGGGCAACAUGGUGGGCAACCACGUCACGGCACCGGGUGAUCCUCGGUGUCCGAUCGCCAUGAGGUAAUGCGAUAUACAGAGGAACCUCUAACGUCAAACGUCACUUCAAAGUUCGCUUUUCCCAUUGGAAAUCUUGUGAAGCCGGCGACCAGUCCAGGGUGUACACUACUUUUCUCGCCAAAUGUUAUUUCAUGUUCAAGUAAAGACUCUUAAAUGUCCAAAAGCGCUUGUUCAUUUUCUAUUAACCCUGAGAUUGACUGGCGACCAAUCCGGGGUGUAACGUGCUUUCCUUGCCCGAAGUCAUCCAAGAUAAACUCAUAUAUGUAUGUGUGUGUGUGUGUUUGUCACUGGACGUUAGAGGCUCCGCUGCGUUCUCCGCCGCUAAGCUAAAUGUCGGCUGUCCGUCUUUGCUGUUUUUGCGGUGACAUCGUUUGGACUGACAGACUUUUGAUUGCUUUCAUUUUGUGUUGAAUUUAUAAAAACAAGCAGACAAAUCUCCGCUGGUGUGUGUGCUCUUAUUUCACCAUCUGUGACUAGCAACGCGUAGGAGUGGACGCCACCUGUCACGACAUGGCGGGGCAGCCACUAGGCACAAUCUAUUAUGAAGAAGAAAAAAAAGUUGAGAAACUAAAAGAACGGAUCAGAGUAAUUUUUAAAAAAUUUGAUUCACUUUUGUGUUAACGUCAUGAUUUUUUUUUACAAUACAUUUCAAACAUAAGCGAAGAUUGAGUGCCCCCUCCAGUGGCGAAAAAUGUCAUUGCAUGUCAUGUAAUUAAUUUUCCUAUAAAUUAAUUUAAAGCUAACUCGGAAUUUUUGCCACAAGGCUUAAUCUUCGAGAUGGUUAGCGUGUAAUUUAGUGCUGCAACGAUUAAUCGAUUAACUCGAGUAAUUGGUUAGAAAAAAGAUUUGAAUUAUUGCUGCUUCGCGUAUUUGUUUAUUUAAAGCCGCGUUGUAAUAGUUUGUUUUGAAAGUUCCCAUGAAAAGAUAUACUCAAAUAUCUACAGAAAUGUGAUGGGUGUACUCACUUUUGUGAUACACCGUAUUUUGUUCAUUAUUUUUGGGUCAGUCAAGGCCUCACGCUCAUGAUAGGGCUGCAAUCAAUCAGUCAACAGAUUCAUGGAUCAAGUCCCUCCCUCUGUUAAUAAAAGGGACCGACUCUGGUUUUUGGGGCAUCAUGUACUGUAAUUAAAAGCAGCUCAGACUUGAGCAUGGCGUGUGUGCCGUUUAUUGUUGGUUUGAGCUCUUUCCGUGUGAUUUCCCUUGAGACUUUUUCUGGGAAAUCUGUCAAAUCAAUCAGGGAGGUCCCAACAUUAUUUACUUUAUUACUUUUACUACCUUUAACUUUGGUGUUCAUAUGACUCCCACCGCCGAUUUCUUGUUUUACCAACAUUCAUUCAUUUUCCAAGCAGCUUAUCCUCACGAGGGUCACGGGGGUGCUAGAGUCAAUCCAAGCUAACUAUGGGCAGUAGGCUGGGGCUGAAUCGGUUGUCAUGGCACAAGGAUACAUAGAAAAUUUAUAAUUACAGUAGUUGGAUGUUGCCUUCAGGACCAUAGGGGGCCGUUUUUUGAGUCACACAUUUUGAGCCAUACACUUAAAAGUAUAUGGCGGAAAACACAGACAAGACUGAAGUAGCAGUUUCUGCUCUUGCACUCCUCUUUAAAACGAACUGCAGUAUUUUAAGCCAACACAACUGUUAUGUUUGAUAGAACAAUAUGUCUAUAUGCUGCCAUAGCAGAUUCAUCACACAUUAAGCCCCCCAACUAUUUUUACCCUGAAAACCCCCGUUUACGGACGUUGCGCAACCGCUUUUGCUUCAACCUAGCCAUAAAAAGAAGGUAAGUAAUUAUGUUUAUUAUUCAAAAUGUCAUGUUUAGCUUAGAAUCAUUAAUUGAUGUCUAAUAUUGAGUUAAAAAAGAAAAGAAAACGACUUUAAAAAAAUUAUUCACUCGCAUAUUUUAAACUUUUAAACAAAUUACAUCACAAUGAAAAAUUUGGUGUCUGUAAAAAAGUCACGGAUAUCUACCUCAUAACUAUCACUUAAUUGUAGAGAUGUCCGAUCGCGUCAUUUUCCAGGUAUCGGAAUUGGCAAAAAAAUAUUGGCCAUGCCUUUUUUCAAUAUAUAUAAUGUAUAUUUUUUAAUUAAAUCGUUUUCUAAUUGUAUUUAACGUUACAAACAUAAUAUCUUACACUCAUCCAGAGUCUUUAGUUCAGGCUUAAGGUAGGGUUAUCAAAUAUAUCCCGA